CAAUCUCAACCAGUCAUCAGCGCUCCCUGAAUCACAAGUCGGAGACGUGUCCGUUUAACCGCUGGAUAUUGAUUUAGUGGUAGUUAUCAAUUUUUAACUGCGUUGUUAACUCCAGGCAGGUAGCCUGUGCAAGACAGCGCCCCUAACGGCGAGUUUCCACUAGUCGUCUGCUCCACCACCUGUCACCUGCGAGCGGGAACGAGAGAAGCGAGGACGGGACAGCUGGAUUCUACAGGAAGUGGUACUCGUCGGCUGAACACUCGCAAUGUGAACGUGACGAAUGGAGGGAGCAUAUGGUAUUCGGUGUCUUUCAAGGGAAAUGGAUAUAUAUUACGGAGAAUAUAUGAAUCCAAAUGGUCGCGUUUUUAAGAAGUUAACUUAAUGGUAUAGCCAUACAUCAUUAUUUACUAGGCGGUGUGUGAUGCUCGUGAGUGAUCGUCUGAAGAAGCUCCACAGACAAUCCGGAAACUCCGACGGGACAGAAGGACCUACCCGGACCACACGCAAUGGCUGCAGCCACCCCUGAAUCAUCCACCCUCAUCAACACCCUCGUCGUAACGGGACUGCUAGUUCUUUUGGCUGGCACUAAUGUCGUAACAUCGCAGACAUAUACAGUCCUGACCAUAGGUGCUAUAGACGCUCACAAUGAGUCUCAACCACUGAGUUACCGAGGUGUGCAAACUAUCGGUUACAACGCUACCUGGGGAAGCGAACUGGAGGUCAAGGUCAUGUGGUCAAUUGCAAGGCUCAGCGAAAGGUUUUCACUAUUCAAACAAGUCCACGACUUCAUUAACACCUCCGUAGACUUCCUGGUGCUCAACGACGUCUUCUACGGCAGUCUGGAGGAGAAACACCACUUCAUGCUUGAGGACACACAGGUCGUUCACUACCAAGGCCAACUGAGCCCCUUCGUCUCCCCCCAAUCUACCGAUGUGAAUUUGGAACCAGAUCCGUGGCGUAUAUGUGGUGCCUACUCGUUUCUCAAAGACGGUAUAUCGCCAGAGAGUAGUCAGUGCAAUGAGAAUAACGAUGUCCAUCACGAUGACCAGCCCAUAGUGCCGGACGUGGUGGGCGUGAUGUUCGCAGUGCUGGACUACCUUCACUGGAAAUCUCUCGUCAUAUUGUACGAAGAUGAAACAGCUCAUGAUGCGAUGGAGGUGUCGGGGAUGCUGUCGUCGGACAACGUCACCUACCAGGAGUAUAGCGUCCAGCAUUAUGAGUCUACCGUGGGCCUGCAUGAAAUGCUCAACGUCAUCUACAACAAAACCAUGACCAGCAGCAACAACGUUAUCAACAUCGUCCUGCUGUGUUCAGAGGUCUGCGUCAAUAAAGUCAUCAAUAAGGCGAACGCCUUUGACGAGGUCAACGGAAAGAAGACGGCCAUGAAACUGGUGUCCAAGUGGCUAGUGGUCCUCCCCAGUCCCAACAACGCCUACGUCGACAAGUGCGGCAUGGACAUGGACAACAUCGCCGUCAUCACAUACCCGCCCAGCACCACCGUCACAAACAUGAAAGAUGGGCUGCCACAGACGUUGGAGAAGGUUCUCCGUUUAGUCGGCUCCAACAACGACACAAAUAACAUCACGGCGUUCGACGUCAGACAGAAUGCAAGCGUCAUGCUGAUGGAGUUGCUGGAAUCCCAAGCUCAUUGCUGGCGUAGUGAUAUCUCCACGUUACUAUGGAAGCCCGGCGGGGUCAGACGUCUCAGUUCCGUAGGCUAUGUGAACAGGACGGGACACCUGAACAUGUUCAGCGCCGUGGAGAUCUUUCCAAACACCAACUUUGGCUUCAACAAUAGGUUAUUCAACGUUUCAACGAACGUGUGGGAACCGUUUGUGAUCAAGACCGUCAACAAAACGGAGCCGUUUGAGGGCUUCUGUAUGGACCUGUUGAAAGAGUUGGCUUCGUCUCUCAACUUCAGUUACAACCUCACAAUGCCGGAGGACAAGGGUUGGGGAGCCCUCGUGAAUGGCAGCUUCAACGGACUCAUCGGACAACUGGAGCGAGAGGAAGUAGACAUGGUGGUGGCACCAAUAUCCAUCGAGCCAGACAGGGAAAAAGUUGUGGAUUUUAUUUUCCCCUAUUAUUACGAGUACACAACGAUCCUCAUCAAGAAGCCAGACCCCAACAGGACUAAAUGGCGGACGUUAAUCGACCCCUUCAAGUGGCAAGUUCUAAUGUGCAUCUUCAUAUCACUGUUGGGCGUCACGACAUUCUACUUCCUAGUAGAACGCUGGAAUCCGUACUAUGAGGGCAAGAGAAAAGAGAAGUCAAUGUUUGGGGAUGCGUUCUGGUACAUGUACGGAGCGCUGCUUACCCAGGGAGGCGAGCACCUGCCGGACUCGCAGGCCGGACGAACAGUGGUCAGUUGCUGGUGGCUGUUCUCCAUCGUCAUGGCCGCAACCUACAGUGGCAACCUCAUCGCCUUCCUCACCGUCAACAAAGACAAACUGCCGUUCGAAACCGUCAGCGAACUCGUCCAGCAGACCGACUACAUCUGGGGUACAGCGGGCGGCGGUACCUACUGGGAGACGAUGUUUGAGAAAACCAACACAUCUGAAUACAUCCAAGCCUGGGAGGGGAUCAAACGUUUCAACGCUACUGACCCCUCUGUCCUGAGCGCCGACCCCAAUGACCAUUACAACAAGGUGAAGGGAGGGUCCUAUGGCUACAUCGCGGACAGAUCAAUGAUGGAGAGGUGGAUGGCAGCAUCCUGCGACCUCCAGAUGAUCAAGGAGAACUUCUUCCCUCUUCAGUACGCCAUAGCAUUGCCAAACAAUUCCGCUUAUGUCAGCAUCUUCUCGGAGGAGAUGAUGCGCAUCUACGAGAGUGGACUGCUCCAGAUCUGGAAGAAGAGAUGGUGGUCCAAGAACAGCUUCUGCAAAGGUUCUCUCACAACGGAAGCCAAACCUAUAAUCUUGAUUGACGUCCAAAGUGCGUUCUAUCUGAUCGGUAUUGGCGUGGUGAUAGCGGCCAUAGCGCUGGCUUGUGAAUGGUUGUCCAAGUACGUCAAAUGCCGGAAAUCCAAACCCGCACACAUGGCCAACUGUAACGGACACCACAAAGGCCACCUACCUAAGUUCGUCAAUGGAAUAAAGUGAGAAGAAUCUAGCACAC
Molecule: messenger RNA, 3117 nt
Organism: Haliotis rubra (blacklip abalone)
Lineage: Eukaryota; Metazoa; Mollusca; Gastropoda; Lepetellida; Haliotidae
Product: glutamate receptor-like
Exons: 13
Coding region: 507-3101 (864 amino acids)
Cellular component (GO): membrane
Molecular function (GO): glutamate-gated receptor activity
Source: RefSeq, a predicted model, not a curated record